This is a messenger RNA of Acytostelium subglobosum LB1, 2943 nucleotides long. RefSeq lists its product as hypothetical. Gene Ontology annotation, biological process: positive regulation of GTPase activity; Ras protein signal transduction. Gene Ontology annotation, molecular function: protein binding; guanyl-nucleotide exchange factor activity. NCBI's taxonomy places the organism in Eukaryota, Evosea, Eumycetozoa, Acytosteliales, Acytosteliaceae. The transcript is spliced from 6 exons. The record is from RefSeq and is a predicted model, not a curated record. Bases 1 to 2943 code for a protein of 980 amino acids. Gene Ontology annotation, cellular component: plasma membrane.
AUGUCAGAUCUACAAGAGAAACAAGUGAUCGAUUGGAUCUUUCAAUUGACCAAGACAAAGGUAUCACAUCCGAUUUGUGAACCUCUAAAGACAGGUCUUGUAUUAUGCAAACUAUUGAAUACAGUAAAGCCAAAUACAGUUAGGAAGACCAAUCCAAAUCUAUCGCAAUAUGCUCAACGAGAGAACUUGACUAGCUUUGUCAAGGGUUGCGAGAGCUUAAACUUCAACCAUGACGAACUGCUACGACUGCCCGACCUUGUUUCCGAAGACAAGGAGGCCGUAGUCGUCAGGAUAUUGUUCGCAUUGAUGAAGCAUUGCGAGAAGAUGAAUGGAGGCUCUCCGCCACAGGCGAAUGGCGCCAACACACUCAGUAGCAGCGGCAAUAACUUUACACCUUCGAACAAGGUUUCGCGGAACCUUCCACCGGCGCCAGCGCCCUCAAUGUCGACAUCGCCGCCUCCGCCACCUUUGCACCAGACGGGUGGCAGCAACAUCCCUGCGCCGCCACCCUUGAUGCCGCUGAGCCAGCUCAAGACAACAAAGUCGAGAAUAUUCAAACAGCCGGCGUCCAACGCCAUCCAGACAAUGCUGCAGACGUCCGAACCCGGUCAAUCCACGUCGCCGCCUACCUCCACACAACCACAGACCCUGUCGCCACGCACCAAGGAGAACAACAAUGCCCAGGCCGACUUGGGCGUAUCCAAGCCGCCACUGCCUCCCCGAACAGCCACCAAAGUAUCAUUUAGCGACCCGGACAACAUGGCCUCGUCGCCGCCCACAUCAUCAUUGAACAGCAGCUUCAACCAGGAGUACAACAUGGUCGACGAUGACUCGCCCAACGAGCUGAGCAACAGCGGCUACUGCAAGACUCAGAAGGAUCGCCACUCGCCGCCCCUCCAGCCACCAUCGGGCAACAGCCUGGACCGUUCACAAUCGUUCCCUGGGGGAAAUGACUCGUCAUUCUCCGACUCGAUCAAGAAGCCCCGCUCGAGCACCAAGCAGCGCAUCGAGAAGUUCUUUAGCAAGACAUCGUCCACAAUCACAAAGAGCUCGGGACGUCUGCCCACGUCGACGGGUUCGUCGCCGGGCCAGCCAUCCAGCCCUUCAUACCUGGCAAACUCGCGCGGCACAUCCAAAAGGACACCGCGCGAGAUCGAGAUCGAGGUGGAGAACGACCACUACUUCAAUGGCCAGACCGCUGUGUCUGGCGGCGGCUACAACGACGCGCCAUACGAGAUGGACAUUGGCAUUGAGGACAUGACACUGAGCAACAACAGUGCGCCCGACAUUGCACCCGACGAGCUGUCCAAACUCAUCAGCCAGAUGGAGUCGCUGUACAAAGAUCGCAAGAUACUCAAGGAGCGAAUCAACUUCACGUACCCCGAGAAGUACCGAUCGCUGCUGUCCUACGACACGCUGCUGCAGCAGGAGAAGUCUCCGACCUUUGCCAAUCCGGCAUUCAUGGCGCUGGCGCCCAAGGCACAAGCCGAGGUUUGUCGUCGCGAGGAGCGCCGUUUGCUGUCCGAGAUCUUCACGCUCAAGAACGUGCUCAACAUUGUCGAAGAGAACAAGGCGCUGCAGAUACGCACGGAAGAGAUGCAAAAAAUGGUCGACACACUGAUCGUCGAGAAGAAGGCGUUGAACGCGCGCUACAACGAGAUCCUGGCGUCCAAGGCCAAGUCGGAGGCGGACCGCGUCGAGGAGGAGGGCAUCAUCAUCACCGAGGUGGAUGGCAAGCGCGAGAACAUCAAGGGUGGCACGACGGACAAGCUGAUCGAGCGUCUCUACAACAAGAACAUCAUUGGCUCAGUGUCGGGCUACGUCGACAUCUUCCUGCUGACAUAUCGCUCAUUCACCACGUCCAAGUACGUGCUGGAGAAGCUGACCAAGACGUACAAUGACAACACGACAGAGAUUGUCGGACAGGACCCCGAGAAGCAGUUCCUCGUCGAACAGGAGAACCUUGGCAAGAAGAAGAUCCGUCUGAGAAUCUGUAACUUCCUGAAGCGAUGGGUCGAUGUCUUCUUCCACGACUUUGAUGCCGAGUUGCUCCAUGAAUACGAAGUGUUCAUCACCAAAUGUAAAGACGAGGCCUUGAACAAGUUGUUGAAGGCAACAUUGAACAAGCAGUUGACAGGAGCAGGAAUGACAAAGACAGCAACGUUUGGAGUACCACCUCCACCACCUUUAUUACCGAGAAUACCUAUUGUAUCAUUGAUUGAUGAUGUGGACCCACAGGAGAUAGCGAGACAGCUGACGAUCAUCGAGUUUGACAUGUUCAAACAGAUUGCCAGCAAGGAGUUGCUGUCGCUGUCGUGGCAAAAGAGCGACAAGGAGACGAGGUCGCCCAACCUGCUCAAGAUGAUCUACCGCUUCAACGAGGUGAGCAACUGGGUGGUCACGACCAUCGUCAAGGAGAACAACCUGAAGAAGCGUGGACAGAACCUCAAGAAGUUUGUCAAGCUGACGGAGGAGCUGCGCAAGCUGAACAACUUCAACUGCGUCUUUGUCAUCGUGUCCGCCCUACACUCGGCCUCUGUAAAUAGACUCCAGAAGACGUGGAGCGAGAUCUCCAAGCAGCAGCAGAAGCAGUUUGAGGAGUUUGUCACGUUGACUUCGCCCAAUCUGUCGUUCGCCGCGUAUCGCGAGCAGCUGCACAACUCGAACCCGCCUUGCAUCCCCUACCUUGGCGUGCAUCUCUCCGACCUAACCUUCAUCGAAGAAGGCAAUCCAGACAAGCUGGAAAAUGGCUUUGUCAACUUCUUCAAAUGCAGGAUGGUAGCAGAGGUCAUCAAAGAAAUACAACAAUAUCAACAGUCUCCUUACAAUUUACAAGUUGUUCCAGAGGUGGCUGCAGGACUACAAGGUCAUAAGAUAGUGUCUGAGGGCGAUUGCUUCAAGCUGUCUUUGACCGCAGAGCCAAGAGAAUCGAUAUCAUAUUAG